Molecule: messenger RNA, 2190 nt
Organism: Lineus longissimus
Lineage: Eukaryota; Metazoa; Nemertea; Pilidiophora; Heteronemertea; Lineidae
Product: 23 kDa integral membrane protein-like
Exons: 7
Coding region: 130-1071 (313 amino acids)
Cellular component (GO): plasma membrane
Source: RefSeq, a predicted model, not a curated record
GACAAAUCAGACCUUCUGUCUUAAUUUCCACAUAAUGACAAUCACAGCAGCCUUUGUAAACCACAUAGGCCUACAUGUACAUCAUACAGAUUCUGGAGAGUAACAGCCAGGUUCUUUCAAGAUAGUAACAUGGACCCUGAUUCCGACGCCCAGCGGACUUGUGGAAAAUGCGUGUCUCUCUGUGUGUGGAAAACUUUGCUGAUGUUUGUGACUCUAUUAAGUACGGUCGUUGGCCUUGUCGUGUGCGCGGCUUCAAUAUGGGUGAUGGCUGACGAUUCUUUUGCCGAAGAAGUCCAGACCGAGGAGAACAUCAAUGGGAUCCGGACGGGAGCCGUCGUGCUCCUCAUGGGCGGUUUCGUCGUCAUUUUGAUCAAUGCAGGCGGUUUAGGAGGCACAUUCUUUCGCCGCCCAAAAUUGCUGAUUGCGUAUUUCAUAAUGGUGCUCAUACUUCUGGUACUGCCAGAGCUGGCCCUCAUUCUAUGGUGUUUGAUUCGCCGGGAAGAGGUAGUCCAACUCAUUGACAAGGUUAUCAACAGAAACUUGGGCGAUUUCGUCAGGGAUAACGAAACCCACGCAAGAACUUUUAUGGUCAACGUACAGUCAACACUCCAUUGCUGUGGUGCACAGGGCAUCGGUGACUACGAAGAAGACCAUCAAAGGGACACCUGCUUGAAAGAGGAUAAGACGCUUUAUAUUACCGGAUGCAAGGAGGCCAUAAAAAAGAUGUUUAAGGAGAACAUCUUUAUCGUUGGCGGUGUUGAAAUAUUCCACCUUCUGAUCCUAAUUAUCUGUAUGGUUGCGGCAUAUAAAGUGUGGCGGCAAAUACUUAAACCUCCGAGAGACAGGACAGCCAGUUACCGGGUGGAUUAUGAACUAGAAAAGGAGGAAGAAGAGGAGGAAGUCAAACCCUUGACAAUGGCGGAGAUAUCAAAACGCGGUGUAAGGGAGUCAUUGCUCAAUCAGAUUAUCAGUAAAUAUAUGGGGAGGAGGCAAACACGGAACUAUUCGAGAGACAGGAAAGAGGAGGAAGACGAACCCUUGGCAAUGGACGAGAUGUCAACUAAGUCAUAAUCGGGCAGCUAGGAUUUCGAGCAAUGAUCAGCACAGAGCCCCCAUCCUUUGCAGCACACCUCAUGGACCAUGUCGAUUUGAUCGGCGUUGUGCGUCAGUCCAAUUGUCUCGUCUAUCGGCGCUAUGCGUCAGUCCUGAAUUCUCCUCAUUCAUGACUGCCGAUCUAAGCGAAUGCGCUGCGCAGAUCGUGCAAAAUCGCAUGAGUGCGCAGGGGGCGUCAAAUAAUACAUUGGCUCGGAAGUCAACCUCUGCACCGUUUACAGGGGCGCUGCAUGCAGCCACUCACUGUUGAUAUUUAAAAAACGAAACAUUAAAAAACAGAAAUGCCCCAAGGUGGAGGCUGCUGGGAAGUUGCACAAGUUCGCUCAUUCACAAGAAGGACACGAAUCAGUUCUGAAGGCAAAUCUUCAUCAUUUUAAUGCGUUUCUGUAUGUAUAAAAUAACACUGUUUUCAUGAACAUGCUUUCUACGGUCCUACAUGUAUUUUGAUCCUCUUGUCUCGUGUCUGCAGCACCUUAAGUCAAAGGAGGUGGACAGUUAUUCUUAGCGAUGUCAUCGAUGGUGUAUCCAUUGGUAGCAUUUAUCGACCCAUUUUCCAUUGCGUACUCUGAAAUAUAAUACAUGUGAUACGAAUCGGUGCCUCCCUAAUUUAUUUUCAUUUUCAAAGGCCUGUGAAAACAGGUACAUGUAGUUUGUAAUCAUGCAGAACUCCCAGGUGGCGGACAGAUAGAGUCGACGUCAAAACAGUGCAUUCGGUUUCGCAGGUCUAUGAUCAAUGUAGCAAUCUCUUGAAAAGAAUGGUUUUUGAACUUUAGAAAAGUCUUUUAUGAUUUUUCAGCCAGAACCCUUGAGAGAUUAUUCAGGGAAAUGAUAACGCGUUAAGGUCUUUCACAAACUGAAACAAUUUAGGGGUUUUGCAUUUCUCAAAAAACCCUAUGUAAGUCGUGGUUCAUUUCUUAGAAUAAAAAGAAACGAAAAACAUUCUUUAAGAUUUACCUAUAUUCUCCUUGCUGCAGUUCGUCGUCUCGCAGCCUAGGUUAAAGAAGUAAUCCAGAACAUUCAGUUUGCAAGAGGGACUCAGAUUUUGAACGGGUUCAUCUGGAAAGAGAUUAAAGGAAG